Messenger RNA from Cucurbita maxima (winter squash), 2244 nucleotides. Its product is annotated as potassium channel AKT2/3-like. The record is from RefSeq and is a predicted model, not a curated record. Gene Ontology annotation, cellular component: membrane. Bases 154 to 2052 code for a protein of 632 amino acids. Gene Ontology annotation, biological process: potassium ion transport; transmembrane transport. NCBI's taxonomy places the organism in Eukaryota, Viridiplantae, Streptophyta, Magnoliopsida, Cucurbitales, Cucurbitaceae. Gene Ontology annotation, molecular function: voltage-gated potassium channel activity. The transcript is spliced from 9 exons.
CCCAAUAUCUAAGAACCUUCCCCAAAUUUCAUAUAAAUCACAUCACCAUUCUUCACAAAAACACCCAACACAUCUUGAAAGCACCACCCACCCAACACAACCCAACCCAAUUCAAUCCGACCUCUCCAUUCUCCCAUUUUUCCCUCUCUACUUAUGCAGAUUCACUUCCUCCACCGCCCCGACACCGCCGAGAAAGACGCCGAUGAGGACAAGAAGGAAGAUCAGAAUCACAGAAGCGACGACGAUAACGAUAGCGAUAGCGAUUUACCAUCGUCGUUGAGCCUUAGAGAGCUUUCGAAGGUUAUACUUCCACCUUUGGGAGUAUCGAGCUUUACUGAUGACAAUCAAGUGAAGCAUCAUAAAUGGAUCAUCUCUCCCAUGAGCUCAAAAUACAGGUGGUGGCAGUCGUUCAUGGUGGUUUUGGUUGCUUAUUCUGUGUGGGUUUACCCAAUGGAAGUGGCGUUUGUGGACGCAAUUCCCAAGCGCCGAUUGUUAAUUGUAGACAAUGUUGUCGAUCUCUUCUUCGCCAUUGACAUCUUCUUCACCUUCUUCGUUGCUUACAUUGAUCAUCGGACUCAGCUUCUCGUUCGCGAUUCUAAGAAGAUAGCUAUUAGGUACCUUUCGACAUGGUUCUUGAUGGAUUUGGCAUCAACAAUCCCAUUUGAAUCACUGGCCUAUCUGUCCACAGGCAAAUAUGAUAUUUGUCUCCCUUUUGCCCUCCUAGGAUUGCUCAGAUUCUGGCGACUGCGACGUGUCAAGCAACUUUUUACAAGGCUCGAGAAGGACAUUAGAUUCAGCUACUUUUGGAUUCGAUGUGCUAGGCUUCUAUUUGUUACUUUGCUCUAUGUCCAUUGUGCCGCAUGCCUCUACUACAUGUUGGCUGACCGGUAUCCACAUGAAGGAAAGACAUGGAUUGGAACAGCGUUUCCAAAUUUCAAAGAGACUAGCUUUGGAGUGAGAUAUGUUUCAUCCAUGUAUUGGUCUAUCACCACUAUGACCACUGUUGGUUAUGGUGAUCUUCAUGCUGUGAACACCAUGGAGAUGAUCUUUAUAAUUUUCUACAUGCUCUUCAAUCUCGGGUUAACCGCUUACUUGAUCGGUAACAUGACAAACCUAGUCGUUGAAGGAACUCGACGCACAAUGGAAUUCAGAAACAGCAUCGAACUGGCAUCGAAUUUUGUUAACCGAAACCGCCUGCCUUCGAAGUUGAAGGAACACAUAUUAGCAUACAUGUGUUUAAGAUUCAAAGCCGAGAGCCUAAACCAACAACAACUGAUCGAACAGCUUCCGAAGUCGAUUUGCCAUAGCAUCUGUCAGCAAUUGUUUAUGCCGACCGUGGAGAAACUCUACCUCUUCAAGGGUGUCUCAAAGGAAACACUUGUGAUGCUGGUAGCCGAGAUGAAAGCCGAGUAUAUACCGCCUAAAGAGGACGUGAUAGUACAUAACGAAAGCCCGGAAGAAGUUUAUAUCAUCGUGUCAGGGGAAAUCGAAAUUAUCGACUGUGAGACGGAGGUGGAACGGAUUGUCGGAACAUUACACAGUGGCAGUAUGUUUGGGGAAGUAGGAGCACUUUGUUGCAAAAACCAAAGCUUUACAUACAGAACCAAAACUCUUUCACAGCUCUUGAAGCUCAAAACAAGUGUGCUACAAGAAGCUAUGCAUAUCAAACAAGAAGACAGUAUAGUCAUCGUCAAGAACUUCCUUCAGGAAAGGGAGCUGAGCCACAAAAUCACCAUAGAAGGUUCGCCCGAAAAAGAGACGACACCGACUUUGAUCGAAGAAAAGGAUCAAAGUUUCAACUGGAAACACUCCAUUGAGUUAGAUUUUAGUAGAGUUAACAUAUACAAAGGCCAUCCAGUAGCCAGAAAACAGGCUUCUUGUGAUGAUCCUGGAAAGCUCAUCAGAUUGCCACAUUCAAUGGAGGAGCUCAAAAGAGUUGCAGGUGAAAAGUUUGGAUUUGAUGCAAGAAAUGCUGUUUUGACAAAUGAAGAAGGAUCUGAAAUUGAUUCCAUUGAUGUGAUAAGGGAUAAUGAUAAGCUUUUUUUCUCAUAGCUGCAGAUUAUAAAACUCUGAAAUCUGAGGCUAUGAACAUACAUAGGUAUUAGAUGAUCAAGGGAGGUUUUUCCCAUAAAAAUUAAGAAAAAGGGGAAAAUUUGCUAAGCAAAGCUCUGCCUUGAUCAAUCAUUUUGUAUUGUUUCUUCAUUUUUUUCUUAAUGAAAUUAGUUGAAAGGAAAAAGUUUAUAU